UAAAAGGCGAGGUCACUGGAAAGAACUUAAGGGCUGCAGGCACCGACCGACUUCCCUGCGUCCCUCCUCUCUCUUUUCGCUUCUCCCCCGUAAGUCCUUUUCCGGCCGCCAGCUCUCGCACCUCCCUUUCCGGCUACUUUCUAGAACUCGGAUUCCACCAGAGCCGCAUCUAUAUAUAUAUAGAGCACCCCACGUCCCGCACCACCGACAAGAAAACCUCCGAGAAGAAGAAAAGAAAAACCCGUCGCACUUCUCGCUUUCGCUUUCUUUUCCGAUUCCCUGAAGUCGAAAUCCGUCGAAAACCGGAAGGGGAGAUUGGUUCUUGGGUGGAUAUUUGUAUGUCAGAGCGUGGAGACGGGGGGAGGAUUUCCGGAGAAACGGCGAUAUUUCUCCAUAGGAAUCGGAGUUCCGGAGGGAGGAGGAGAUGGAGCAGAAGCAUAUACUCAUGUCGGCCCUGGGGUUGGGGCUCGGCGUCGGGGUGGGGAUUGGGCUGGCCUCCGGCCAAACCGUCGGCAAAUGGGCGGCGCCGGCCAGCUCCUCCGCCGGCGUGACGGCGGAGAACGUCGAGAAGGAGCUCAUGAGGAUGGUCGUGGAUGGGAGGGAGAGCAAGGUUACCUUCGAUGAGUUCCCUUAUUACCUCAGAAUGAGGCUGGAAUUUUGUAUAUAUCUAUGCUCGUCAUAACCCCUUUACUGUGAGGUGGAUCGAGGAUUAUGCUGUAGAUCAUGCUGGGGUCUGAUGGUAGUAGUAUGUGAAAAGACCCGAGCUUUGCUGACAAGUGCAGCCUAUGUUCACCUCAAGCAAGUGGACUUGUCCAAGUACACUCGAAACCUUUCUCCUGCAAGUCGAGCCAUUUUGCUCUCAGGCCCUGCAGAGCUUUACCAACAAAUUAUUGCCAAGGCACUAGCCCAUUUCUUUGAGGCCAAAUUGUUGUUGCUAGAUGUUACUGACUUCUCACUCAAGGUACAGAGCAAAUAUGGCAGUUCCAACAAAGAUUCAUUCUUCAGAAGAUCUGUAUCUGAGGCAACUUUGGAGAGAAUGUCUAGUUUUCUUGGAUCUCUUUCGAUCCUUUUGCAGAGGGAGGAACCUAAAGUUAUUGCAGGAUCAUUACGUAGGCAAAGCAGCUGUGUAGAGUUAAGGCCAAGGGGAUCAGAUAGCAAUAGCUACACGUCUAAAAUCCAUAAAAAUGCAUCAGUUUCAGCUGAUAUUAGUGGCCUCACAUCACAAUGUGCUCCUAUAAAUCCAGUUCCUCUCAAACGCACCAGCAGCUGGUCUUUCGAUGAAAAGAUUCUUCUACAAUCACUUUACAAGGUUUUGGUUUCAGUUUCAAAAAUUAAUCCCAUUGUCCUGUAUAUAAGGGAUGUUGAGAACCUUCUAUACAGAUCGCAAAGGAUAUAUUCUUUAUUUCAAAAAAUGUUGAAGAAGCUAUCAGGACCAGUGUUGAUACUUGGUUCAAGAUUGUUGGAAUCUGAUUGCGACUACAGUGAUAUGGAUGGAAGGGUCAGUAGUCUGUUCCCUUACAAUAUAGAGAUUAGGCCUCCAGACGAUGAGACUCGUUUGGUUAACUGGAAAUCCCAGCUUGAGGAAGACAUGAGAAUGAUACAAAUUCAGGAUAACAAAAACCACAUUGCAGAGGUACUUGCAGAGAAUGAUCUUGAGUGUGAUGAUUUGGGCUCCAUCUGCCUAGCAGAUACAACGGUUCUCAGUAAUUACAUAGAGGAAAUUGUUGUGUCAGCUGUUUCUUACAAUUUGAUGAAUAACAAGGUACCUGAAUAUAGAAAUGGAAAGCUUGUCAUUUCUUCAAAGAGUUUGUCCCAUGCAUUGAGUAUAUUCCAAGAAGGUAGACAUUCCAGCGAGGAUACUCUAAAGCUGGAAGCAAAUGCUGAAUCAGGAAAGGAAACUGUAGAUGAAGAUGGUGCAGCUGUGGCUGCAGCAAAACCUGAAGUGAGUGCUGAAGUCUCACCUCCUGAAAAGAAAAGUGAAGCAGAGAAACCAGCAUCAGCAGUGAAAGAUGCUGAAAGUUCAUCUCUACCACCAAAAACGCCUGAAGUUGCUCCAGACAAUGAAUUUGAAAAGCGGAUCAGACAAGAGGUCAUCCCAGCAAGUGAAAUUGGGGUGACAUUUAAUGACAUAGGUGCCCUUGAUGAAAUCAAAGAGUCUCUUCAGGAGCUAGUCAUGCUUCCCCUUCGACGUCCUGACCUCUUUACUGGAGGUCUCCUAAAGCCUUGCAGAGGAAUCCUACUGUUUGGGCCACCUGGAACUGGGAAGACAAUGCUAGCCAAGGCUAUAGCAAAUGAAGCUGGAGCAAGUUUCAUCAAUGUUUCAAUGUCCACUAUCACAUCAAAAUGGUUUGGGGAAGAUGAAAAGAAUGUCAGAGCUUUGUUUACACUUGCUGCUAAGGUCGCCCCUACUAUCAUUUUUGUGGAUGAGGUCGAUAGCAUGCUUGGGCAGCGAACUAGGGUAGGAGAACAUGAGGCAAUGCGGAAGAUCAAAAAUGAGUUCAUGACCCACUGGGAUGGCCUCUUAACUAAGUCUGGGGAGAGAAUCCUUGUUCUAGCAGCGACAAACAGACCGUUUGACCUUGAUGAAGCAAUUAUUAGGAGGUUUGAGCGCAGAAUAAUGGUUGGCUUACCAUCAGUGGAGAGCAGGGAGUUAAUCUUAAGGAAACUUUUGUCGAAGGAAAAGGUUGAAGAACUUGACUACAAGGAGCUUGCAACUAUGACAGAAGGAUACAGUGGUAGCGAUCUUAAGAACCUAUGCGUGACUGCAGCGUAUCGCCCUGUUCGAGAGCUAAUUCAGAGAGAGAGGCUUAAGGAACUGGAGAAGCGGAAAGCUGAGGAAGGAGACAGUUUGGCAGAGAGUUCAGAAAAUAAGGAAGAGGAUGGGGAACAAACAUUAACCCUCAGACCUUUAAACAUGGAAGACUUGAGGCAGGCAAAGAAUCAGGUUGCUGCCAGUUUUGCUGGUGAGGGUUCUGUGAUGAGUGAACUGAAACAAUGGAAUGAUUUAUAUGGGGAAGGAGGCUCAAGAAAGAAGCAACAGUUAUCUUAUUUCCUAUAAAGCAUACAUGUAUAUACAAACCAGUGAAAAAUGAGAUUUCACCCCUGGUGACCACUCAAAUGCUCUUGCGGAGCAAUUGAUAAUAAACGAAAGGAGCAUUAAGUUGCUGGCUGGUUUCCAGUAUUUGUGUGCAUUUUAGUAGUGGCGGGGCUACAGAUAGAAAAGGUAGAUAGGUUGCUUGGAUCUGUCAGAUGUAAUUUAUACCCAUAUAGAGUGUAUUAUUUUUUUCAUAUGAUACAUUUUUGAGGUAUGUAUGUAUUCAGUUGUUAUAUGCUGUAUUAUUUUGUUGCUUUAAUUUAGACAAUACAAUUCUGAAUGAUUAUUAGGAA
Phoenix dactylifera (date palm) is the source of this 3387-nucleotide messenger RNA. Lineage: Eukaryota; Viridiplantae; Streptophyta; Magnoliopsida; Arecales; Arecaceae. The record is from RefSeq and is a predicted model, not a curated record.